Messenger RNA from Manduca sexta (tobacco hornworm), 490 nucleotides. RefSeq lists its product as uncharacterized. Lineage: Eukaryota; Metazoa; Arthropoda; Insecta; Lepidoptera; Sphingidae. The record is from RefSeq and is a predicted model, not a curated record. The transcript has 3 exons. Bases 88 to 327 code for a protein of 79 amino acids.
GCGGGCAGACGCGCUCUUCAUACAUUACCGGAAUAGGCCAACUGUUACAUCGCUCUAUUGCUGCUAUAUUUAUUUCUGAAUACAAAAAUGUUGAAAUUAGUGGUACCGUUUGUUUUUUUACUGGUAGUGUCAGUGCAAGCUAACCCCCUCCAAUCGAGGUCGUCAUUAAAAGAUCAACAUGCAAUAUUUGAAUUGGAGGAACCCUGCGUGCGGCAAGGCGGACUCUGCCAACGAAUCGAAGAUUGCGACCCUGCAAAUUUAGUAACUGCCCAUGCACUUCUGUGCCCGAAACAACUGCAUCUAGGUGCAGUAUGUUGUUACUUUUGAAAAGUGAUGGGGCAAUAUACCGGUGCGCUUGUUUCCCUUAAUUUAAAGUUUAUAAAACUUUCAAAACUUAACUAGCUUUAACAUCAUAUUUAAGAUUAGUAAUAUUAAUAAGAUACGUGGUAAGAUAAUAUUUAUAAAAGUAUGAAAUAUACGGAUUAAAAUA